AUGAGCACCGUCUACGGCACAAUCUCGACGGCCACCCCGCCCGCGCCGGACUCGCCGUUCUACUCCCGCGCGGGGCAGCGGAUCCGAUCCGGAAUCGGCACGCGCCGAUCGUGGCGCGUGAUGGUCGCGUCCCUCUCCCCGCCGGAGAGCCUCGGCACGGCGUUCCAGCGCCUCCUGACGAACGCGGGGUAUUUCCACGUGAACUACGCGAUCGUGGUGCUGUUGACGCUGCUGGUGAGCCUCCUGUGGCACCCGGCCGCGCUCAUCGUGUUCAUCGCCACCAUGUUCGCGUGGCUGUUCCUCUAUUUCCUCCGCGACACGCCCCUCGUCGUCUGGGGCUACGGCGUGGAGGAGCGCCUUGUGCUCGCCGUGCUGUCCGUCUCCACCGUCGCGCUGCUGCUCCUCACCAAGGCCACGGUCUUCCUCGGGGGGAUCGCGGCCGGGUUUGUGGCGGUGCUCGCGCAUUCCGUGUUUAGGAGGACCAACGAUUUGGAUUUGGACGAGGGCGCGGUGAGGUUGAAGGAGACGGCGUCGGCCAAUUAUUCUGUUUUGUAG
Molecule: messenger RNA, 555 nt
Organism: Salvia splendens (bonfire salvia)
Lineage: Eukaryota; Viridiplantae; Streptophyta; Magnoliopsida; Lamiales; Lamiaceae
Product: PRA1 family protein F3
Exons: 1
Coding region: 1-555 (184 amino acids)
Biological process (GO): vesicle-mediated transport
Cellular component (GO): Golgi apparatus; endoplasmic reticulum
Source: RefSeq, a predicted model, not a curated record